GUCAGACGCAUCCUAUCCUUGUCUGAUCCAAAGUGGACGGCCAUUAGUUCGUGAAUUGGCCGAAAAACUCCCUAUAAUAACUGAUACGCUAUCGCGUAUUUCGCUUAUUUGGAAACGAAUUUGACAACAAACGAAUAUCGAAAUUGCUGAAACGUCCCUGUAGAGGGAUAACGGCCGCAAGACACUAAAAUGUCAGAGCUAUAAAAAUCGAAGAAGAAGAAGAAGAAUAUCGAAAUUGUCCUUAGUACUCCUUAGUGAAUAAUUAUCCAUCAAAAAUUGUAAAAAUCGUACUAGACAAAGAACAACAUCACAAAGUAAUUGAAGGUCGUCAGAAACUUAAAAAAUUUGUGUAAUUUAAUCUCCUGCACUUGAAAACCUGAAAAAUCUCUAUCUAACCUCAAUGAUUGUACUAUGAACACUAAUAGAAUGAAUUCGUCACAAAGAUAUAAGAAAAACAUUGAAAAAGACAUUGAAAAGAUACUAAAGUAUGAAUCACGACGCCGAGGACGGGAUUUACCUGAGAGCGAGGAGAGUGAAGUUGUAGGGACGUUAUUGGACUAUUUGCUGGAAGCAGCUAAGAACAAAAGAACCAUUAAGCACACAGAUAUCAAGUGCUACGUGAUCCCAGACCACAACAAGUAUUAUACGAAUCUGAUGGCAAAAACCAAAGCUGUUCUUCAUCAGGUCUUUGGGUACAAGCUGAUAGGGGUGGGUGGACAGAAGUGGGUAAUUGUUAAUAUACUUCGUCGUGAAGAAAUUACUCUCGAGGGUGAGGAUAUUCCUGCACAAACUCUGCUACUCCUCGUGCUUUCACAUAUCUUCACGUCUGGAGAACCCUGUAGAGAAGUAAGUUUGAUCAACUUUCUGGCAAAAUUUAAUAUUUGGCGAGACCAUGGCAUUCUUCACCCUUACUUUGGAAAUGUUGAGGAGUUGGUACGAAAGACGUUUGUUCAGCAAGUUUAUUUGGUACGAUGUAAAGCAGCAGAAAUCGACAAAGAAACUUAUGAGUACACGUGGGGCCCACGAGCAAAGGCGGAGUUUGAUCCUAAAACUCUAGUGGAAUUUGUUAAAGAGGUGAUCAGCAAUCUUCCAGCCACCAACUGGACUCCGCAAUGCCAAAAAGCCUUCAGUCUGGACACUCCAGCGGCAUAAAUUCCACUAAACUGGAUAAAAACGUCUAAUCCAAAGUCUGAAGGCCUCACUCUAAUUCUUCAGUAAACGAAGCCGUAGAACAGCUAUGACCGAGAUUACAGUGUUCAAAACGUGUGGUUAUUGAUGACUGCUGUCACUCCCUACGCGUGACAUGCGGCGACAGGAAUAUUUAUUUAUUUUUCUUUUUAAUUCUCUUAUCGCAUUCUACCUUAAACAGACAAGAAACUAAUUGAAAUGCCCAAGCAUCACGUGCAACUUUCUGUAAUCCAAUUGAAAAAGAUACCUAUUUCUAGGAAUUAUAAACGAAAUAAUUCUCAUGUUUUCGAAUUAAAUUUUCCGUUAUUUAAUUUUCUGAACAUUAUAUUACGGAAAAAUUAAAUUGAAAAACAUGAGAAUUCCUCCAAGGAUUUCUGAAAAAUUGAAAGAAUAAAGAAUUAAUAAUUGUCAAACUUGUUGAUAAACGAUAUGAUUGUAUAAUUUUUCAACCAUAGAAGAAAAAAAAACAUCUCGCAGCAUAAAAUUUAUUCUUAAAUCUUGAGAGUAAGAGGAUAGGAAAUUCAAUUGAAAAUAUUAUUCAUUCGUUCUGUUAAUCAUUUUAAUAAUUGUCAAGUGCAUACAAAACCACUGUAUAGAAUAUCCUUCCUUCAUCUUAUUUAUCAUUCAAGCUUUUCAUGUUUUUUUUUAAAUUUUUGUUACACCCAAUUUUUUGGAAAUUUCGCGAAAAAAUCCCUCGUGCUUCGCACUUGGGAUUUUAACCCUGCAAAAUUCGACACAAUCGUUUCUAGGCAACGAAGCUAUUGGAAAAUAUCCGAUAAUUUUGAAGCACUAGUGGUAUUACUACUGGAAAAUUAGAACAAAUUGUUGAAAUCUAUUCUUAUCUUUAUUCAAACUAUUUCUAAGUCUGUCAAUGUUUAUUAUUGAUGCUCGCCAAUAAAGUAUAAGUGAUUUUGAAAAAA
This is a messenger RNA of Diachasma alloeum, 2108 nucleotides long. RefSeq names its product melanoma-associated antigen B16. The record is from RefSeq and is a predicted model, not a curated record. NCBI's taxonomy places the organism in Eukaryota, Metazoa, Arthropoda, Insecta, Hymenoptera, Braconidae. Gene Ontology annotation, cellular component: nucleus. Bases 412 to 1152 code for a protein of 246 amino acids. The transcript is spliced from 5 exons.